AUCUCCCUCUCCAGUCACUGCCUGCAGUCACAGAGGCCCCAGGAGUUCCAGUGACUUCAGGACAUGGCUGCUGGCGUGAUCCGGCCUCUCUGUGGCUUCCGGCUGCCCCUGCAGUCCCACCAGCCCUUCCUGAGCUCAGACCCAGAGCCCCUUGAAACUUCAGAGGAGGAGGAGGAAGAAGAGGAAGAUGAGGACAAUGAGGAUAGGGAGGGCGAGGAGCUAGAGGGCAAGGGGUCCCCUCAGAACUCAGGGGUGGCUCCCCAAGGUCCCAACAGUCCAGAGACUCCGCUGCGGCUGCUGCGCUUCUCAGAGCUCAUCAGUGGUGACAUCCAGCGGUACUUUGGUCCUAAGGACAAGGGGCAGGACCCGGAUGCCUGUGAUGUCUAUGAGGAUAGCCACUUGGCCAGCCACUCAGCCCGAGAGCUGUACUAUGCUGACCUGGUGUGCCUGGCUCAGGGCGGGGCCCCAGAGGACGAGGAGGCCACUGAGCCUGAGGUCCACUUGUCCAGGGGAUCUGAGGGGCAGGCACACAGGUCAGGCUUCAGCAAGGAUGGGACACUGCCACUGGGACCCCUGGCUGAGCUCUUUGACUAUGGGCURCGGCAGUUCCUGGGGCCCAGGGCAUCAGCCGGCCACAGACUGAGGCUGGAGCGGAAAUACAGCCACAUCACCCCCAUGACCCAGAGGAAGCUGCCCCCAUCCUUCUGGAAGGAGCCGGCGCCCAGUCCCCUGGGCCUUCUCCACCCUGGCACACCAGACUUCAGUGACCUGCUGGCCAGCUGGUCAUCUGAGGCCAGCCCUGAGCUGCAGGGUGGGGGUGCUCAGGCAUUGGAGGGGACACAACUGACUGAAGCCUAG
Molecule: messenger RNA, 858 nt
Organism: Urocitellus parryii (Arctic ground squirrel)
Lineage: Eukaryota; Metazoa; Chordata; Mammalia; Rodentia; Sciuridae
Gene: Percc1
Product: proline and glutamate rich with coiled coil 1
Source: RefSeq, a predicted model, not a curated record